AUUGCAGCUCUCUCCUUCGUGAAGGUCUAAUGCCUUGUUGAUGUGCUUUUCUGGAUCAAUGCAUUUUGUGUGUUGUGUGGUGUGUGUGAAGAGAGUAUGAGAGACAUGGAGCGAGAGGGAGAACGGGCUCGCCCUCUCGGCCAGAAAAAUAAAGGAGUACAUGCGGCCCUGAGAGGAAGAGCCAAGUUAGAAAAAUUAAGAAGAGAAAGAGAGAGAGAGGACACAGUGAAGCACCGAAUCUCUCGCUCCCUCUCCUUUUGGUGGCGAGAGGAACCGCUCCAGCCUCGGAUCUCGCCAUGAAGUACCGUCUUUCCGAUCAUCGCAUCACAUCACUGGCGCCCGCCUCUAUCCG
Acaromyces ingoldii is the source of this 352-nucleotide messenger RNA. RefSeq lists its product as hypothetical. The transcript has a single exon. The coding region runs from base 97 to 300 and encodes 67 amino acids. Lineage: Eukaryota; Fungi; Basidiomycota; Exobasidiomycetes; Exobasidiales; Cryptobasidiaceae. The record is from RefSeq and is a predicted model, not a curated record.